UUGGAACUUUUAUUAUACUUUUGAAAAUUAGACUUUUGAAACCUUUAAGGUUAACCCAUUAAUGUUUGUGGCUGCAAUGGAUUUUGCAUUGUUUUCCAUUGUGUUUCUAUAAAAGGGUUCAAGAUUGGAUGGUUUUGAGAUCAUUAGGCUGCUUGAUAUUUAUUUUCUUAUCUGGUUGUUUGCAUGAAUCACUUGUAAUCUGGAUUGUUCUCCAGAUUGCAUUGUUUUCCAUUGUGUUUCUUUAAGGUUACCUUCCCUCUAAUGAUUGUUCAGAGAUAUGAGAUCCCCAAUAUCCCCAACCCCCAAAAGUACUACUAUAAUCUGGAAUGAAGCAGAGCUAAGAUCAUUCAUCAAUCUCAUGGUUGAUAAUGUCCGAAACGGAUUGAAGACAAACUCAACAUUCACAAAGGUUGGUUGGGACAACAUUACAAAAGGGCUUGAAGCCGAAUUCAAAAGGCCCUUUGCGAAAGUACAACUACGUAACAAGAUGAAUAAGUUACGCAAGGAGUACAACAGCUUCAGGGCUUUGUUAGAAACAACUGGUUUUGGAUGGGAUGCGAAUGCUCGGACUGCCACAGCUGAUGAUUCAGUAUGGGAAUCUUCUAUUCAAGGAAACAAGGAUUGGGCAAAGUAUAGAAGAAAUGGUCUCCCCAUGUGGCCAGAGUUGUUAGAGAUCUUCUCCGACUCUAGUGCCCGUGGGGAUAGAGGUCUGUCACAGGCAACAGUUGUCACUCUAACGUCAACUAACCUUGAAAUUGAUGAUGAUUUACAUGACACUGAUAAUUAUGACAGUGAUGCUUGUACUGGGACACCCAAGGGGUCAGCUCCUCCGAAGCGGCGACUUGAUAGGACUCCUACGGAUCGUAGGAGGAAGAGCCACACACGGACAUUGACGAACUCCGCUGAGGACUUUAGAACCUUCGUCCGAUGGAGGAUGGAAAAGGGAUCAACCUCUGCCACCUCAGCAGUUACCCGACCACCUGACCCUAUUGUUGAUGGACCAUAUAGCAUGAUCAGCUGUCAGAAGCUACUGGACAGUUUGGAGGAUAUCCCGACUGAUUUGUAUGUGUUAGCGCAGCGUAAGAUACACAGUGACCCUGGGUGGCGCAUGUCUUUUGUUGAAGUGAGACCUGACAGGAGAUUAUGGAUGAUACAUGGCCUGAAGGAGUGA
Molecule: messenger RNA, 1171 nt
Organism: Macadamia integrifolia
Lineage: Eukaryota; Viridiplantae; Streptophyta; Magnoliopsida; Proteales; Proteaceae
Exons: 2
Coding region: 278-1171 (297 amino acids)
Source: RefSeq, a predicted model, not a curated record